This is a messenger RNA of Drosophila ananassae, 2986 nucleotides long. RefSeq names its product protein SMG8. The transcript has 4 exons. NCBI's taxonomy places the organism in Eukaryota, Metazoa, Arthropoda, Insecta, Diptera, Drosophilidae. The record is from RefSeq and is a predicted model, not a curated record. Bases 111 to 2930 code for a protein of 939 amino acids. Gene Ontology annotation, biological process: nuclear-transcribed mRNA catabolic process, nonsense-mediated decay.
ACGGUAUUGGAUUCAAAACAAAAACAGCUGUUAGCCAAUAAAUAAGUUGGCCACACUAAAAUAAUAAUAUGCAACAUUUGAGAAAUAAGAAUUUGUUGACAAUCUAAAAAAUGAAGGAUUAUUACACCUGGACAUAUCCCGAUGUUCCUGAAAAUGUCGCCCAGGAACUGCUGCAGCUGGAGAACUCAAUGGUGGUGGUUGGAAUAGUUGGCCGGUCGAAAUGCGAGAGGGCCAACAAGAUGCAGGCGUUUGGCAUGAGUCCGCCAAUGGAACACACGCCGGCUGACGGUCAGGUACAAUGCUACUAUAAACGGGGCACCUCCUGCAUCUUCCUCCACUUCGAAACCACUUACGACGAGCCGAUCCUGCACCGGAUGAUAGAGGACUCGAUGGCGGAUCACCAGAACGCUUUUGAUUUUGACCAUUUCUAUGAGCAAAUGCGUUCCCGUUUUGUGCGCAUGAUGCUGCUGGCCUUGCACACGUGCCACAUCAUAGUCUAUGUGGAAACCGGACCAACGUUCGACCCAACGCUUGUGACCGUGUUCCAGCUUCUGAAAUUUUCUAGAGAGCAGCACUUGAAGCAGUUUCUCCCGCAGAUGCUUAGGGAUACUCCCGCCGCCAAGUUAGGAGAGAAGUCUCGGUUGUGUGCUCCUAGAAUACUUUUUCUGUUUGAGAACUUUCCCUCUGACGAGUUAAAGACGCGGGAGAAUGUCUCUGCGUAUGAGUUUCAAACUGAGGACAACAUUUACGAAAUGCUACGCCACCAUCACAUUUUCACCAACAGUAGCCCUAGCUCCUUGGUUGCGUUGCCCAACAACAAGCAGUUUGUCUACUUCAAUGCCCACGAAGAGCUUCACCCGGACUAUCUGCUUAAGGCUAUCGACUGCCUAAACAAGACAAUGUUCAAGCCAGAUAUGAGGGAGGAGGAGGAGGACCUGGAGAUCCUUGAGCUGGCGCCAUUUGAAGGCUUUUGCAAGCCCUUCGGGCCACCGGGAGAACGUGAUGUGGAGGCGCAGCAGUACAAGCGACAGCACACAGCCUGGCACUUUCUGCAGCGUCACAUCCAGGAUGCCCUGCACGGCUGCUUCGAUGAGGGAUCUUUUAAACAGUUGCCCCAUCUGGGACAAUUUCAACUGCUUAGCUUUCCAGAGUGGCAGGGAUGCAUGGACACGCUUACCCAGCUGCUGGUAGAGAAUGCAAAGGAUACAAAUUUCGAGACCAAUAACGAGGAAUAUAAAAACUUUCUUCUAAACUUCGAAGACAGCCUGAAUUAUGAGAAAAAAUUCUGGGCCCAUUUGUGCGAGCUGGGAUUGAAGAAGGGCAUUUCCUCAUACAAGAGUUCUGCUCCCGCCAAUUAUGGAAGUGCCACUCACCGCAAGCUCUUGGCGGAGGCCACAAUUGCCUUCGAGGAGGAGGGACGUGGGCCGCCGGCACAGGCGGCGCUGGCCAGGAUGGCAGCUAUUUGCCUGAAGCACUGGCAGGACGGCCGCCAACAAUGCGAGAAGCUAAGCCUACGCUCCCAGCCAUGUACCUUGCCCAAAGAUGUGCCUCACGACAAGCACAACAGUGGAGUGAUCCACAUCUCGAGCUGUAAUUGCGGCAGAACGCAGGGCAGGCGGGAAGACCCGUUUAACCUGCGGCAGGCCAACUACGAUUUCUACGAGCUCAUUGCCCAGAUCUGCAACCUUUGUGUGAAGGUGAAGCAGUACCAGUUCCCCAUAUUCGAACCUUCCGUGAGCGAUUACCGAGCGGCAGCAUUUGAUGCUGCGUUCCCCAUGCUUAACACCGGCAAGAUCUGCACGCCACAGGGCGAGGACGAGAACGAAGAUGGGGAAACAGAGGAGGCAGACGAGGAUACUGAGGAAAAGGAACAAGCUGAGGGCGAUAACUGCUCCCAGCAGCUUUCACCCACUUUUGGCUCCGAUCUGAACAUGUCUAUAGCUGGAUUUGGGGCAUCGCUAAAUGAGUCCCAGGAGAGCUCUGAGCAACUGUCUGGGUCGGAGCAUGAAUCCCCCAACAGUGGAACUUCUAGUGCGGACACGGAAAACGAACUGGUCCUUCAAAUAAAAGAGCCCGCCCGAAAAGAGUCCACUCCAACGGGCGGCUUUUCUACAUCAACAACGGAGUACCUGCCCGGUUUAGUGCACACGGUCAGCGACUUUGGUCUCUUGCCACUGUUCCCCAGUUGGUCUCUGGCGUGCGUAGGUCCCAGCUCCAUUUACAGCCACAACACCGGGCUGCAGGAGCACUUCCAAAGCGGAUUCUUGUCUGGAGCUAACUUCCUGCUGCCAUGGGAUGUCCUUCUAAGACUGGUGCACGCCAACAAGCAUCACCAACAACACCACCACAACAUGCAUCUUCAGCAGCAUCCCGGAAAGAAACAGCAACGCUGGAAGAAGCAAGGCGACCGAUUGUCCAUCAAGAUCUUCGUGGGCAUGGAGUACGAGUGCUCGCGCGGCCACAGGUUCAUGAUGUGCGCCCCAGAUCGCGUGCUUCGCGGUGGGGCGGACAUCGAGAGGGACACCUGCAACAAGGUGGUGCACAGCAACAUGCCCCUCUACUAUCCCUGCCCCUGCCGCUCGCAAAGCAACUACCUGGCCCAGCUAAUGCGCAUCCACGUGGUCACCCCCAAGGCGCCGGUAAACAUAAUCGUGGAUCCAAAAGUAUGUGUCGGCAAGUACACCUUCACAUUGGGCACCAUCAUUCCACCGCGACUAUCGCAGAGUGCCUACUGGAUCCUGAGACUGCCCUUCGUCUACCAAGGCGACAAUGUGAUGAUAGCUCCGCCGGAAAAACUGGAUCCUGACAACCCGAUGGCCGGAGGAUACCUGCUGCCAGGAAUGUUUGGUGUGGCCGAGACCGAUGCCAACAUGGAUCUGAGCAAUCCCAGCCGAAUGGGAUCAACGGCAGGCACCUUUAUCAGGAUUUAGUUCCCACAUCAGAUCUGUUCAGAGCCAGUCUGAAAUAAAACACACUUUUUUAAUAA